This is a messenger RNA of Closterium sp. NIES-67, 2764 nucleotides long. The record is from the annotation of a GenBank genome assembly. NCBI's taxonomy places the organism in Eukaryota, Viridiplantae, Streptophyta, Zygnematophyceae, Desmidiales, Closteriaceae.
GAGAGAGACAUCGCCUCUCCCCGUUCGACCCCACCCACCGUGUCAUGCGCACUCUCUACAGUCACAUCUCCUCGAUGCAGCCUCUCUCAAAGCUCGGCCUCCGCCUAUUCACCCUUCUUGCAGCCUUCGCCUGCUUCUCCGUCCCCGGCGGCUGCGGUGCCGGCGCCGCUUCUGCCGCCGACAAUUCCGCCGAUUAUGUUGACGGCUGCACGUGCUACCAUGUGCGAAACGAGUUCUGCUGCCAGGCCGGCCAGGUCCUCUGCUCCUGCCGGUCCGUCUGUUUUAACGGCGCCGCGUUCACCGGCGUCAGCCAUGCGCCGUGUCGGCAGCCAGCGGACGGCCCAGAUUCGCUCCUCAGGGACCAUACGAGCGGAGCCGUUGAUCCUCUCGUUCCUAUUGGCUGCAUGGACGGACGCGGUAGAUCGUACAAGGCCGCGCUGCGGCUUAUAACGAAGGACAACAUGCAGCUGCGCACCGAGCGGGGGAGAGCCAGGCGGAAGAAACGGCGCAGGGGGAGGGGGAAGGGUGACGGCGAACAGGAAGACGACACGUGGCAGGACGGAACUUCCGCAUUUCUGUUUUUAGACGACUCAGAGGGUAAUAUCGCGCAUUUCGUGCGGAAGACGCAUAAUCUCCUGCUGCUGCUCGGCCAAACCUCCUCCUCCUCCUCCUUCCCACCCCCCAGCCACCAUGAGAUUCUUCUCCCCGCGCGGCGCGUAGUGCUGAUUAGAUCCGCGGCGUUCAAACGGGUGGCAGCUGCUUAUGGUGAAAAUGGGUUGCACGCCCGGCUGCUGGACGGCAUCGUUCGUCUGCUAGUGGAUUCCGGGAGCGUCACUAGCGCUGGGAACAGUGGGGGUUUGUUGAAAGGGAGAAUGGACGGUGGGAUGAAGCCGUCGGAUAUCUUUGACGAGAAAUCAACGGUGGCGAUGGGAGGAGCUGUGAAGUUUGAAGGGUCCCUUGGGAAUGCCACAAGAGACCGUCCGGUGUGCUUCGCGAAUGCACUGUUCACCGGCAAUCUCAAGGCGUCAGCCUAUCCCGGCAGUCUCCUCCUGGCAUCUCGCCUGCACUCCCACCUGCGCCACACCCUCAACUCAUCCCAUCACCUUCCCUCCUCCUAUUUUACAUCCACCAUCGAUGCCACUGAUCCCACUUCCCCCUCCUCCUCCUCCCCCUCCUCCUCCUCUUCCCCUCCCCUCCCUCGUAUUCUUUACAUCCGGCGCACUAUCGGCGCCAACAACAGCGCCAGCAGCCACGGCGCGCGGCGGGCGUUCAACCAAUCAAGUGAGGCGGCCUUCCAGCACCUCCUGCACACACUGCCAGGUGUCACCGUGCAAGAGGCUGACUUCGCCAGGCUGUCAUUUGCGGAGCAGUUUGCCCUGGUGCAGGAGGCGGACAUCAUUGUAGGGCUGCACGGCGCUGGCCUCACUCUCGCCUCCGCUUUCAACCACGGGCCCUCCACUGCUGCUGCCGCCACUGCUGCUGGUAGUUCUACUGGUGUUAGUGUUGCCGGUGGUGCUGCUGCUGCUACCUUCACCAGUGCUGCUUCUGGUGAUUCCGCUGCUGCUGCUGCUGCUGCCACCGAAACAGCACCCACCAUCCCCUCCCCUCGCCCCACGGUACCAGUGGUGUUGGAGAUCCAGCCGUACAAGGUGCAGCACAUCAUCUUCGAGGGCAUGGCCACGUCAGCAGGUGCGCUCUACCUGCUGCACCAGUGCCACCGCGGGCCCACCCUCCAACCAGGCGACGCCACGUUUGCACACGUCAGCAGGGAGGCCUGCCGGCGGCGACUUGAGUGCCGGGACCACUUUGUCCAGUCGCGGUUCGUGGAGCUGACUCAGCAUGACGUGGCGUCACUGCAGCGCCUGCUGGAAUUGGCCCGGGAUUUCGUUGCAGAGGGACUCAGAGCAGCAGAGGCAGCUCCCGGGGGAGGAGCAGACGUGCUCAGAGGAAUAGGCAGCAUAGGUGGUGCUGCUAGUGAUGGUGGUGAGGGCAGUGAUGGCAGGAGGGCUCUGCAUAGUGUUUCCCAACACAACACUGGUGGCACUGCUAGGCCCGAGGAAGCAACGGAAAGGCUAUGGGGUCUCUGGGGUUUUUUUACAGGUGGGAGAGAUGGCGCAGGGGGGCAGGCAGCACAGGCCACACAUGAGAGCAAGCAGCAGGGCGCAGGUGUGAUAUCAGAUCAGGUGGGUGAGAGUGAGAGGCAUGAGAAACGGGUGGCAGGACACACAGCAGACGCAUUGUGGGCUGGCAUUCGGCAGGGCAUGCAGGGAGGUGGGGAGGGAGGAGAACCAGGUGGGGUCAGCAGUGGAAGCAGCAGCAUUGGGGGAAGCAGCAGAGUCCAACAGAAGAGGAGUGGCGGUGGCAGCAAACCUGCGCCAGGACCAGGGGCCGAAACACAGGCAGCACAGGCAGACCACGCAGCACACGCAGCACAAUCAGCACAAGUGGCAUGGUUGGAGGGAUGGAUGGAGAGGAGCUGUGCGGAGUGGAUGAGUGACACGGACAACAACUGUCGGGUGGAAGCUGUGCGAUCACCACAUGUGAGGCGAGGAGAGCGGUGCAUCUUAGCUGCUGACAACUGCUGAUGUCGCUGGUGCUGAUGGUCUGCUGGUGCUGAUGGUCUGCUGGUGCUGAUGGUCUGCUGGUGCUGAUGGUCUGCUGGUGCUGAUGGUCUGCUGGUGCUGAUGGUCUGCUGGUGCUGAUGGUCUGCUGGUGCUGGAACCAGCAGCACUGCCCUAGUUGAGUGCCAUGGAAUGCAAGUAUG